CUGGAGUUCUCAGUGCGGGCGACAGCGCUGGUGACUAUGGCGUCAGACGGGAUGAUUUUAACGAACCACGACCACCAAAUCCGGGUCGGCGUCCUGACAGUGAGUGACAGCUGCUUUCAUAACCUCGCUGAAGACCGCAGUGGCAUCAACCUCAAAGAACUUGUGCACGACCCUUCCUUGCUAGGAGGAAGCAUCUCAGCCUAUAAAAUUGUCCCGGAUGAAAUUGAUGAGAUCAAGGAGACCCUGGUGGACUGGUGUGAUGAGAAGGAGCUCAACCUCAUUCUGACCACCGGGGGCACCGGCUUCGCCCCGCGUGACGUCACCCCAGAGGCUACUAAAGAGGUGAUUGAGCGGGAGGCUCCGGGCAUGUCUUUGGCGAUGCUGAUGGGCUCUCUAAACGUCACCCCUCUGGGCAUGCUCUCAAGACCAGUGUGUGGCAUCCGUGGGAAAACGCUCAUUAUCAACCUCCCUGGGAGCAAGAAGGGCUCACAGGAAUGUUUCCAGUUCAUCCUGCCGGCCUUGCCGCAUGCCAUCGACCUGCUGCGCGAGGCCGUCGUCAAGGUGAAGGAAGUAGCCAACGAGCUAGAGGACCUCCCCUCGCCCCCGCCCCCUCUAUCUCCGCCCCCCGGCUCCAGCCCCCACCGGCAGACAGAGGACAAGGGCGUGCAGUGCGAAGAGGAAGAGGAGGAGAAAAAGGACAGCGGAGUGGCGUCAGCCGAGGACAGCUCCUCCUCCCACCUCACCGCGGCCUCCAUCGCUGCCAAGAUUCCAGACUCCAUCAUUUCUCGGGGUGUUCAGGUUCUCCCCCGGGACACUGCCUCCCUCAGCACCACGCCCUCCGAAUCGCCCCGGGCCCAGGCAACCUCCCGCCUCUCUACUGCGUCCUGUCCCACACCCAAAGCGCGACUUCCCUCUUCUUCCUCCACCCUAAGCAUUGCCGAGGCCUCACGGAGAGAGAUCAGGGCCCAUCUGGAUGAGGUCAUCACGCUCAAGUCAAGGUACUCUACCUUGGACCAGCUCCAGUGUAGGUUGGAGGGGCUUAAAGAUGAUCGAAGGAGCCAUAGGACCUUCAGCUCUCGAGUGCAAUCACGAUGCAGUAGCAAAGAAAAUAUCUUACGGGCGAGUCACAGUGCGGUGGACAUCACUAAAGUGGCCCGGAGACACCGCAUGUCCCCGUUCCCUCUUACCUCCAUGGACAAGGCCUUCAUCACUGUGCUGGAGAUGACUCCCGUCCUGGGCACUGAGAUCAUCAACUACAGAGAUGGAAUGGGUCGAGUUUUGGCUCAGGAUGUUUAUGCCAAAGACAACCUGCCUCCCUUUCCUGCCUCUGUUAAGGAUGGCUAUGCUGUUAGAGCGGCCGACGGCCCUGGUGACAGAUUCAUUAUCGGCGAGUCGCAGGCAGGAGAGCAGCCGACCCACACGGUGAUGCCCGGCCAGGUGAUGCGGGUGACGACAGGAGCGCCGAUCCCCUGCGGUGCUGAUGCUGUAGUGCAGGUGGAGGACACAGAGCUCCUUCGCGAGUCCGAGGAUGGCACAGAAGAACUUGAGGUGCGCAUACUGGUGCAAGCACGUCCAGGACAGGACAUCAGGCCCAUUGGUCAUGAUAUAAAGCGUGGAGAAUGUGUUCUGGCCAAAGGCACCCACAUGGGCCCCUCGGAGAUCGGCCUCCUGGCCACGGUCGGAGUCACAGAGGUGGAAGUGCACAAAUUCCCUGUGGUGGCCGUCAUGUCCACAGGCAACGAGCUGCUGAACCCAGAGGACGAUCUUCAUCCCGGGAAGAUCCGCGACUCCAACCGGUCCACGCUGCUCGCCACCAUCCAGGAGCACGGCUACCCCACCAUCAACCUGGGGAUUGUGGGAGACAACCCAGAUGACCUCCUGAACGCCCUGAACGAGGGCAUCAGCCGUGCCGACGUCAUCAUCACCUCAGGGGGCGUGUCCAUGGGGGAGAAGGACUACCUGAAGCAGGUACUUGACAUUGACCUCCAUGCUCAGAUCCACUUUGGGCGGGUCUUUAUGAAACCAGGUCUCCCCACAACAUUUGCUACUUUGGACAUGGAUGGUACACGAAAGCUUAUCUUUGCUCUACCAGGUAGGGAUGGUAAUCCUGUGUCAGCCGUUGUCACGUGUAACCUCUUCGUUAUCCCCGCCUUGAGGAAGAUGCAGGGAAUUUUGGACCCACGGCCCACCAUCAUCAAAGCCAGGUUGUCCUGUGAUGUGAAACUUGACCCGCGCCCUGAGUAUCACCGCUGUAUUUUGACGUGGCACCAUCAGGAGCCCCUCCCAUGGGCCCAGAGCACAGGGAACCAGGUGAACAGCAGGUUAAUGAGCAUGCGCAGUGCCAACGGCCUUCUCAUGCUACCUCCCAAAACAGAGCAAUACGUGGAGCUGCACAAGGGUGAGGUAGUCGAUGUCAUGGUCAUAGGACGGCUAUGAUGUCAUCAGAGAGAGACGAGAGGAAGGGUGUGAGGACCACGGCGCAAGGGAGUGGUUGACGGUGCAUGCCCACAUAUCAUCGACUAUCUCUGUAAUAUGCAAUGCCACAGCUAGUUUUUAUUGAUUUGGAUAACGUUGAAGUAUAGUCAACAUCUUGAUCACAAAACUAGAUACAUAUUUAAAAAAAGAUUCUAGUAUUUCAAACAAAAAGAUAUAACUUUUAAGUAAAAAAAUCUAAUUAUAAAAGAGAUUUAUUCUGUAAUAUAUUAUUAUUACUCUUAUUAUUAAUUAUUAUCAUUAUUCUUCUCAUUAUUAUUAUAUUAAGACAACUUUGUUCUUUUCAUUGCAAUUGCUUUGUGUGUUCAAUGCUAGAUCUUAUCAAUAGCUGUAGCAUUUUAAUAAAAAGCGGUAGGUGCCUGCCAGGAACAAAUAUCUAUGUUAUUUCCUCAUCUUAACACAAAAGAACAGAUGAAUAAAUUGAAUCUCUGUUUUUGAGAGCGGGAGGAAAAGACGAAGUACAAAAUCGUGUGUGGUACUGGACAACGGCACUCUCUGUCUUAAGUGUCAUUCAUGUGACGCUUCUGUUCUUUCUCCCAUUAAUAUGCAUCAUUAUGGCUUCACGAAGAGCUUUGCUUGUUGUUUAUCUUGUGAGUCUUGUUUAUGUACGCAGUGCCAAAAGCAUGGGUGGAUGAAGGCUGUGCCUGGGGGGUGGGGACACGCCAGCCCGCCCUAUCCCUAAAGCUUCCUUAUAAUCACAUGACCUGGUGAAGCUCCUCCCUUGCCCCCAGGGGUGGGGUCACUGGAUAACGUUUUAUUUGAAUAAAUUCAAAACCGAGAGGGAAAGAAAUUAUGAAACAGCUUAUUUAAGUGCUGACAGCCUUUUUAACUUACUACACAAAAAUGUACAGUUAAAAAAUAAGAAUCAUAUUGUACAGAUAUGUGACCAGCACUUCAGAGGAAAAUUCCCAAGCAAUGAGGAGACAUUAUUGAACAACUCUGUACAAUAACAUUUUCUGUAAUGAUAUGAAACUGAUAAGAGAGACUAUGAUAAUAAAAUCCUUGAUCAUUAUAUAAAAAAUA
Molecule: messenger RNA, 3516 nt
Organism: Electrophorus electricus (electric eel)
Lineage: Eukaryota; Metazoa; Chordata; Actinopteri; Gymnotiformes; Gymnotidae
Gene: gphnb
Product: gephyrin b
Biological process (GO): establishment of synaptic specificity at neuromuscular junction; postsynaptic neurotransmitter receptor diffusion trapping; glycine receptor clustering
Cellular component (GO): cytoplasm; postsynaptic specialization; dendrite
Molecular function (GO): molybdopterin molybdotransferase activity
Source: RefSeq, a predicted model, not a curated record